Messenger RNA from Cylicocyclus nassatus, 882 nucleotides. Lineage: Eukaryota; Metazoa; Nematoda; Chromadorea; Rhabditida; Strongylidae. The record is from the annotation of a GenBank genome assembly.
AUGGGUCUUGAUAUGUAUCUCUAUCGUAUGAACAAGUCGCAGAAGUCUCGUUUGGACGAAAUCGACAAGGAGUUCGAGAACCACAACGAGAAGUGGACUGAAUUCUACAACAACAUCCCCACACUUGACAACGGAUGGGAACCCGACGAGUCCAAGAUGACCGAUGAGCAGAAGAGGCUUGAAAAGGAAUCCCGUGACGAAUAUCGCACAAUCAAUGACAAGUAUUCGGAAAUCUCCAAGGAAAUUCGUGAAGCCUACGGAGACGCCGACAACGAGUAUGGGUACGAAACAAUCUAUUGGAGAAAGUUCAAUGCGCUCCACGGAUAUAUUGUCGAAAAGUUCGCAAAUGGGGUUGACGAAUGUCAGGACAUUCAUCUGACCGUGGAUGACCUAAAGACAAUUCUCAAGGCACUUGAAGACACCAAGAGAAUUCUUGAUGGUUGCAAGAAGGAAAAGAACGAGCGUGACGAGGAAGUCUUCAUUGUUCCAAAGACGACGAAGAUUCCCCUCCGCCCCCGUUCCGGAUUCUUCUUUGGCAGUAUGAACCUUGACGAGUGGUUUUAUACUGAUGUUAAAACCACAAUCAAGUCCUUCCGCAAGUUGAUUGACAAUUUCAAUCCCGAGAACGAGGCACUUAAACGAAAGGAAUGCGGUAUGCAGAAUUGGAAGAUGACCUUGCAGGAGAGAAAGAACAUCCGCGAUACGAUUGCGGACAAUCUCUUCGGUGUUAUGAGCGACGAUUAUGUCGAAAGGGUUGCCGACGCAAUGCUUGACAAGGUGGUCGAGGAUGUAGAGGCGUGUGCCGACAGAGAGUGGAACUACGAUGAUGUCCGACUUGCGGUUGGUAGGGUUCUGUGCGACAGUUUUGGCGUUGAACACUAA